Messenger RNA from Orbicella faveolata, 820 nucleotides. RefSeq lists its product as uncharacterized. The record is from RefSeq and is a predicted model, not a curated record. NCBI's taxonomy places the organism in Eukaryota, Metazoa, Cnidaria, Anthozoa, Scleractinia, Merulinidae.
UGUGGAACAGGGGACUCACUGGAAACCACUACCAGCCCUGAACAACAAAAUACCGGCGCUACCAAAGACUUAUGUGAGAAAUCCAUAUCUACCCAUGGAUUUCCGGGUAUUCCAGGAUCCAACGGAAUGCCGGGAAUGCCUGGCAUUCCUGGUCCGCAAGGACCGCAGGGAAGAGAUGGAGUUAAAGGGCAGACUGGUGGCAAGGGAUCACAAUGGAAUGCUGGGAUAGAAGGGAGCGAAAGGAAAUUAAGGGCCUCGUGGAAAUAGCGGACCGCCAGGAAUUAUGGGAAUAAAAGGAGCGCGUGGAACUGUGGGCGAUCAAGGAAUAAAAGGCGAUAAGGGAGAGAAAGGAGAAAGCGUGACAAGUCCUUCUAGUGCAGUGCCACAAACCAACUGGAAACAAUGUGUGUGGAAAAAUCUGAAUGAUGAUCGAGAUAGCGGUAAGAUCAAGGACUGCUCGUUUAAUAAGUUGCAGUCUGAUACUGCGAUCAAAGUCUCAUUCCAGGGAAAUAUGAGAGUCCAGCGCACUCCUAGGUGUAACCGGUGGUUCUUCAAGUUUAAUGGUAAUGAAUGCAGUGGACCGAUGACAAUCGAAGCUGCUGUGUACAAUUACUGGCCAUCUGGGAAUCCCAAUCUGCUUCAUCAUCGAUCAUUUGAGGGAUACUGUGAAAACAUCCCGCAGGGCACAGUUAGAGUGGAAUUAUGGGUAGGACAGUGUCCAGGCAAUACUUUGGGUGUCGCUUACACUGGAUGGACAUCAGUGUCCCGGAUAAUGAUUGAGGAAGUGUCCAGGCCCCAGUCCUGAUUAAUCGGUUUUUGU